GGACCAGGAAAAACCGUAGGCUAACGUCGUGUUGCAAGAGGAAUCUCUGACGUGUACAUUUAUCUUUGCUUCUGAACAGGAAAACACAAACAAGCUUAAAACAUUGCCAGAGAUAGCCUAAAUUAACGCCCCUGUAUAUGGCUUUUAAGACAGGGACUCGUUUUAUUCUUAACACCGGGCCUUAAUUUUACACUUUGGAAAUAUGGGAAUAUAUUUUAGUCUGAGUUUACGCUCGUGCAGCUAUAUGUACUCAUAGAAAAUAAGUAUAACUCUUAAGAUAUGAAGUAAUAAACAGACUCUCCAUGCUUCAUAAUACCUGCUUUUGCAUCGUAUCUCUACUAGAGUUAACAAAAUGUCAAGAGUCCUAAAUAUUCAAAAUGUAUUAAACGCUCGUUUGACCGGGUUUCAAUCCUCGUUACUUUAAGAAACACAGUGACUUCUCUUGAUCCAAAACAUCUUCGGCACAAAACGACAUGAAAAUGUCUGAGUGACAUUUCCUCAGCACAUCAUGCAGUCCUGAGCUCUGUCGGACAAACAAGAAAACAUGUUAGUUGGAGUCUUUUUGUAGCGUUAAAAGCUCGUUUUCUCUACUUCUACUAAUCUAAAUAAGACGGGAAAGCUAAUCCUAUAGCUGGUUAGUUUUCUCAUCAUGGAGCACCUCAAGGCUUUAAGACUCUUGUUUAACAAAUUGUGGAUACCUUUAAGAUAUAUCCAGUCCAGACAUUGUUUUAAUUCAGCUAAAGUCAACCCGAAAACAAGAGAGAGGAGGACAACAACUGUAGAGGAGUUCAAGUCCCAGAUAUCCUCUGGUCCAAGUUUUCAGGAUUUCAUCAAAGGAGCUCCCAGUAAAAAGACUUCUGAUCUAGAUGGACAUCUGUUGGACGGACACAGUUAUCUGUCUGAGGAUUUGGAGCUGGGGAACUCAAGAAAAGGUCAGUUUAUAUCACUGGAAACUAAAUGAAUCUGUGUGGUUUGAAGAAGCUCAUCUGAUGUUUUAUCUUAACGAUACAGUGUACUUUGAAACCUAUGGCUGUCAGAUGAAUGUAAGCGACACAGAGAUAGCCAGCUCCAUCCUGCAGGGUAAGGGCUACCAAAGGACAGUGGACCUAAAUCAGGUAGGAAACUCUAUAGAAAUCUAAUUCAGGUUUUUUUUCUUCCUUAGAUGAACCUUAGAGCUUUUGAUUUGAUUUAAUUUGUUUUGGAUCCACUAUAAUUACAAAACCCAAUUCCAUUGAAGUUGGGAAAUUGUAAUAAACGUAAGAUAUAUAAUGUUCAAACUCAUAAACUUUGUUUUUUUUUUUUUGCAAAUAAUCAUUAACUUUAGAAUUUCAUGGCAGCAACACGUGACAAAGAAGUUGGGAAAGGUGGCAAAAAAUACUGAGAAAUUUGAGGAAUGCUCAUCAAACACCUAUUUGGAACAUCCCACAGGUGAGCAGGCUGAUUGGGAACAGGUGGGUGUCAUGAUUGGGUAUAAAAGCAGCUUCCCCAAAAAUUCUCAGUCAUUCACAAGCAAGGAUGGGCGAGGUUCACCACUUUGUGAACAACUGCGUGAGCAAUUAGUCGAACAGUUUAAGAAUGUUUCUCAAAGUACAAUUGCAGGGAGUUUAGGGAUUUCAUCAUCUAUGGUCCAUAAUAUUAUCAAGAGGUUCAGAGAAUCUGGAGAAAUCACUGCAUGUAAGUGGCACGGCCAGGAACCAACAUUGAAUGCCUGUGACCUUCGAUCCCUCAGGUGGCUAUGUAUCAAAAACCGACAUCAAUGUGUAAAGGAUAUCACCACAUGGGCUCAGGAACACUUCAGAAAACCACUGUCAGUAAAUACAGUUCGUCGCUACAUCUGUAAGUGCAAGUUAAAACUCAUUUAUCAAAAAACAUCCAGAAACGCUGCCGGCUUCUCUGGGCCUGAGCUCAUGCAAAGUGGAAAAGUGUUCUGUGGUCUGACGAGUCCACAUCUCAAAUUGUUUUUGGAAAUAGUGGACGUUGUGUCCUCUGGGCCAAAGAGGAAAAGAACCAUCUGGACUGUUAUCGACGCAAAGUUCAAAAGCCAGCAUCUGUGAUGGUAUGGGGGUGCAUUAGUGCCCAAGGCAUGGGUAACUUACACAUCUGUGAAGGCAACAUUAAUGCUGAAACAUACAGGUUUUGGAGCAACAUAUGCUGCCAUGCCAAGCCACAUUCUGCACGUGUUACAACAGCGUGGCUUUGUAGUAAAAGAGUGCAGGUACUCGACUGGCCUGCCUGCAGUCCAGACCUGUCUCCCAUUGAAAAUGUGUGGUGCAUUAUGAAGUGUAAAAUACGACAACGGAGACCCCGGACUGUUGAACAAUUGAAGCUGUACAUCAAGCAAGAAUGGGAAAGAAUUCCACCUUCAAAGCUUCAAUUAGUCUCCUCAGCUCCCAAACGUUUAUUAAGAGUUGUUGAAAGGAAAGGUGAUGUAACACAGUAGUAAACAUGCCCCUGUCCCAACUACUUUGGCACGUGUUGCAGCCAUGAAAUUCUGAGUUAAUCAUUAUUUGCAAAAAAAAAAAAAAGUUUAUGAGUUUGAAUUGAAUAUAGGUUGAAAAGGAUUUGCAAAUCAUUGUACUCUGUUUUUAUUUACGUUUAUCACAAUUUCCCAACUUCAAUGGAAUUGGGUUUUGUACAACAAGAUAUUAAAGUAACUAUUCUUCCUGGGGUCCAUGUCUUCUUUUCAAUUUUACAUUUUUAACUUAGCUUUCUGUGUGUUAACAGGCAGAUGUUGUCCUUCUGGUAACAUGCUCUGUAAGGUAAAAUCCUUUUAUGUAUUCAAAGUCUAAAAAUAUCAUAUUUUUACUGGUUGCAUUGUUGUUGACAAAGACAGUUUUACUUUUGCAAAUCCAGAUCACUAAUGUUGUCAUAUGAGGUUUUCAUGAGUUCACACACUCCAUGUCAUUUGGACACAUUUGGAUAUUUACAAUCUUUCAUUUACAGAGAAAAAGCAGAGCAAACUAUUUGGAAUAGACUUCAACAACUGACUGCUAUGAAGAAGAGACGAUUAAAGACCCAAGCGCCAAUGAAAAUUGGAAUUUUAGGUGAGUGUAUUCAUCAUUGUUAACCCAUUUAAACAUGUUACACAGCGGGUUAUAAAGACGUGUGGAUACGUGCACUUAGGAUGUAUGGCAGAGAGGCUGAAGACAGAGCUCUUGGAAAGGGAGAAGCUUGUGGAUGUUAUUGCUGGACCAGAUGCCUACAGAGACCUUCCUCGUCUGUUGGCUGUGGCUGAUGGAGGUCACCAGGCGAGCAAUGUGCUGCUGUCUUUAGAGGAGACCUAUGCAGACGUCAUGCCUGUGCACCGUACUACUCAGGGAUACAGUGCUUUUGUGUGAGUGUGUCAGUUGUUCCUGUUUCUUUUUUUUUGCCUACCAUCUCCUCCUGAUUUUUAAAAUAAUACUGUGGUUAUAAUUUUGUGUUAUUGAUCUUUGGUGCCUUCAGGUCCAUCAUGAGAGGCUGUGACAACAUGUGUAGCUACUGCAUUGUUCCCUUCACCCGGGGCAGAGAGAGGAGUCGACCCAUCAGCUCCAUACUUGAGGAAGUUCGGAUACUCUCUGACCAGGCAAGUCACCGCGAAGUCUUUACGAGGUUAAGUUGGUUAGUAAGUUAGUAACAUGCAUCAGUGGCUGAUGUUUUCCUUUUCCCGUGUUUCUUCAGGGUGUUAAGGAGGUAACUCUUCUGGGUCAGAACGUAAACAGCUACAGAGACACCUCAGAAGAACAAUCCUGUGGAGCAAACGUGACCCAGCUCAGCCAGGGAUUCAAGACCAUCUACAGAACAAAACAGGGAGGUCUGCGUUUCUCUGACCUGCUGGAUCGAGUGUCACGCAUCGAUCCUGAGAUGAGGAUCAGAUUUACUUCCCCUCAUCCCAAGGAUUUUCCUGAUGAGGUUUGUGAUGUAAUUCAUUUUGGUGUAGGUAGAGAAGCAGUUUCUAAGACACAGUCCAGCAAGGUCUGAAUCUCAUCGUACUCCAGCAAUGGUUCUGAUCCAACAGGUCACAAAUACGGAUCAUUUUUCUCUUUGAUCCAACAAAGUCCUACUGCUUGCUGUGUAAAGUGAACUUGGUGGAUGGAAGCUUUCUGAUCAGCUGCAUGUUGUGGUGCUCACAGGUUUUGCAACUGAUUGCUGAGCGGGGAAACAUUUGUAAGCAGAUUCAUAUCCCAGCCCAGAGUGGGAGCAGCAAAGUCCUCAAAACAAUGCGUCGUGGGUAAGAGUCAAAGCAGGCUUUUUUUUCUUACUCCAUCAUUGUGAAUUUAAGGGAGGCUGGUUGUUAAGGCUCAUUUAUGUUCGCCAUAUGUAUGAAAAUAUACGCGUCCGUUUCAAAUGACGGUUCCGUCAUUGCCCACAUACUUCCAUGCGUCCUUUACGUUCGCAUUGAUGUUAACCAUUACAUCCACCAGGGGGGGCAGGCUGGAGUCAAAAGUUUCUGCCUCACGGUUGGAAGAUGGAGAAUUCUUUUCUCUAGUCGUACCGAUGAGAGAAAUUGACAACAAUCCUCAAAAAUCCCUGUCAUUGUCUUCUUCGUUUCUCUCUAGAGAUGCGGAUCUGGUGGGCGACAGCAGCAACACUGCCCCCACAGUCUCUGGUGGUACUGCCCCGCCCGACCCGUAUCCGUAAACUUCAAGGAUAUGUGCAGAAAUACGGACAAAGAGAAUGCAAAGCAUGGACAUAGAGCUAUUUCCGUACCUGGAUCCGUAUGUAACAUUGAGCAUAAAUGAGCCUUUAUGGAUCUUUAUCAUGCCCCCAAAAGGAGCUUGUUCAUGGUCCUAGAUGGAGAUGAACGCAGUUCUUGAAGAGCUUGGAGGAGGGACAUGUGGGAUUGUUUUCUUGAGAACAGUGAUCUCUUAUCUUGUGCCUCUGUUGAGUGAAGUAGAUUCAUGACGAUGGAGAUAUAGGACAGGAUUUAUCAAUGAAAAGAAAGCAUUGUUAUGAUGUAUUGUUAUAAUACAGGGCUCUAAUAGCCUCCAUUGCACAAAAGUAGCUUCUAUCGUCAUGAAGUCUUCUUUCAGAUUAUAUGUACAAGAGUUGUAUGAUUAAAUUAAAUACGAAAAGACUAUUUGUACAAUGUCCAUUUGUUCAACUAGUUACUGUCAGUUUUGUACUGAAGAAGUUAUAUAAAUGUAUUUUAUUCAAAACAAAGUAUCUGUAGUUGAACAGUUUUUUUUUUUUAUUAUUGCAUCGCCGUCAUUUCCAGCUUAAAUUGUCUCAAUACUAUCUGGAGAUGACCUGAUAGCAAAGUUGUUUUAUAAUGUCCAGAAAAAAGUUACAAUGAGUUUUUUCUAUUGAUUUGUCAUUUUUACAGCUACACGAGAGAAGCAUACCUCAAUCUUGUGGACAACAUCAAGAGGAUUAUUCCAGGUAAACUAUCAGUAGUUUUUUUUGUUGUUGCAGCAUCCUUUGGUGCAUAUUCUCAGUUUCAUACUGCUCCUGAGGCUGCAGCCAGUGAUGUGUGAGUUAGAUGUAAUCUGAAUGAUAAUAAGAUCUUUCCUGUUCCAUAGCAGUCUAUGUUUUCAGCACUCUGUGUGGUUUGUAGAGAAAGUGUGGAAAGAAACUCAGCUAUGAGAAUGCUACAAUAGUUUGCAGGAGUCUGAGUCUGUGCACACCUCCUUUACCUAUUAUAGCCGAAUGGAAUUAACCAGAGGAGGACCAAAUCUAGGUGAUGGCACAAAGAUGAUGUUCAGUUGUGGUAGUCAUCUGUCCGAAUCUUAUUCUUACAAAUGUUGCUUCAGGUCCAACUUCUCUGCUCAUUCAAGGAUCUCUGUAGACAGUCCACAAAUCCUCUUUGCUGCUUAAACAUUUUGCAUGGCAGCAGAUUUUUGUGACCUCACUAACCACAGUUUUGGUUUUAACAUUAUUUUGACAUCAUAGAGCAUUUAAAGGGAUAUUUCAGAAAAAUUUAAGUUAUGGUCAAAUACACCGUCACACCGAGUUAGACACCCCCUCGAGAGAUGAAUGUAACCGACUGCUUGCUUCUCUAGUUAUACCAACUUUAGUAACGACCGCACGAUAGCAAUACACGGCGGUCUACGUCUCCACGUGCAAAUCACAAAUAAUGCUCUGAACAGCACCUAACUUCAUCAACAGUACAUAUAGGGUCCCAGCCAUAGUACUAGCCAUCAAACAUCUUUUUAGCUUUGCUUGGUUUCUUUAGCAAAGAGACUAAACACAACUCACCCACUCUCCUCCAGCAGCCGCUUGUUUGUGCGGGGAGCCCUGACAAGUCGAUCACUGAGUGCAGCGGAGUUUCACAGCUCAAGGAACAACAUUUAUGAUUAUAACUUCAAGGAAAUGCAAUCACACUGAGACGCUAAUGCAGAAGAACUACCACGUCUGCAGUGCAAAAUGAUUAUUAAAUGAUUAUUAUGAUGAUUAUUACUUCAUGGAAAUGAUCCGUGUUUGACCCUAAUUUAAAGUUACGCCGGAAUAUCCCUUUAAAGCUUCAGUGAGGAGCUUUUUCAACGGUUAUGAAACAGACCAAAAUGAACAGUGAUUUAUCUAAUUCCAACAAAAACAUUCUCCAUAUUGAAAUUUUCAGUGAAGAAGUAGGUACACUAAAGAAACAGCACAUUUUAACAGCGAGUGAUAUGUUUCGCUGUUAAAAGACAACAGGAACAGACUAAAAAGUCUUUAACAAAGCUGAGAUGAAAUCAGCAACAACAACAAGGUUACUACUUUGACCUCAGAGGGCGCCCUAAUCAACACAGGCAGAAAGCUGAAUCAGACUCUGGCCAUGAUUAAAUGGGUCUGGAAAUGAAGGAUUAUUUUGAAAUUUCACAUUUAGGUAUGCACUUGAACCAGUGAAAGGUUUUUGUCUGCACCUCUCACUUCCUCUGGCAUACAGCAGUUUGAUACACAGCACCUUAACGAAACUUUAACAAGCAGCCAAACUGAUUUUCACCAAGAAGAACUGGCGUCAGUUUGCUCAUUUUGAUGAAGACUUGUUUGGUCUCUGUUGAAUUUUCAUUCCAUGUCUGAGUGACAGGGGUGAGUCUUAGCAGUGACUUCAUCUCAGGCUUCUGCGGAGAAACAGAAGAAGACCACCAGCAGACUUUGUCUCUGAUCAGGAAGGUGGGCUAUAAUGUGGGGUUCCUGUUUGCCUACAGUGUGAGAAAGGUGAGCUUUGAGCACUUCAAUACUGUCACUAUUUUUUUAAAGAAUAAGAAUAUCUACGCCUUUAUUUCGAGAAUGGUUUCCUUCUUUAUCUUUGGUUCUCAAAAUGUCACUAUUCCUGCUUUUGUGAUUUUUGUACUCAGAAAACCCAUGCCUAUCAUAGGCUAGAAGACGAUGUACCACCAGAGGUGAAGAAGCGGAGGCUGGAGGAGUGUAUCAGUGUUUUCAGAGAGGAAGCAGCCAAGGUUAACGCAGCCCUCAUUGGGAGCACACAGCUUGUCCUGGUGGAGGGAGUGAGUCCAGCACACAUCCUCUUUCACAGAGUGCCGAUUGACUCACUGUUAUCUGUUCGCUCUGCUCAUCUGUUCUUUGAAUUUUUCAUACAGGAAAGUAAACGGUCCACACAGGACCUGUGUGGGAGGACUGAUGGGAAUAUGAAAGUGAUAUUUCCCAAAGAAGAUGUAGCUGUCCAACCUUCUGAAUUAAACUCUGCUCCCAUCAGUGCUGGAGAGUAUGUGCUGGUAAAGGUAGGGUUUGAUCCACUUUGUUUACACACACACUUCAUUCAACAGUUGUCUCUUGUGUUACCAGUGGAUUUAAGUUUACAGCAGAUAGUCGUGUUGUAAAUAUUAGGAUAAGCAUAAGGUGAGGUAUUGGAUGUGUUAAAGUGUUAAAUUCCCACUCCGAUCUUUUUUAUUUAUUUAUUUAUUAUUCAUUUUUUUAUUUUUUUACUAUUUAUAGUGUUAUACUUAUAAGUUUUUAGCCAAAAUCCCGUUACCUGUGUCAUUUUCAAGGGCUUUUCUUCUGCAGAGCUUCAGCAGAUCAUUUCUUGCUAAUAUCAUAAUUAGCUUUCUUACGAGCAUUGCAAUCUGCUAACACACAUGCUUGUUCUGCGAUUGUCCUCUCUAUUUUUCUGAGUCUGGCCUGCAUAGUGGGGCUUUGGGGGCGGAGCCUGGAUUUGUGACAUAGGAAAUCUCACUGGUCUGAACAUGCUGUCUGGGUCUGCCAGAGAUUCACAGCGAUUUGAAUGCAGAAAUACUUAGAAAUACAAUUUUGCGCUUCCUUUUUUCAUGAUAUGUCAUGUAGCAUCAGGAAAAAUGCUAUAUUAACAUGUAGACAACAAGAAAAACAUGAUUUUCAUCAGAGUGGGUCUUUAAAGCCAUGUAGGAAGCAUUGUUGCUAAGCACUAGGGCUGGGCGAUAAACCUAAAAUUUACAGAUAGCGAAAUUUACGACAAUAGUUAUCGUCCAUUUAUCGUUAUCGAGGUGAACUGCUCAAUAUAUCGUGAUAUUGAUUUGAGGCCUUAUUGCCCAGUCCUACUAAGCACACAGCAAUUCUUAUAACAGUUACUGUUUUUUUUAAUAAUCUGAAUACAUGCACUUCAGUUGCAUUUCUAUUGUAAAUAAAGUCAAAGGGCCUGAAACACACAUUCUCAAUCACAUAAAAUACUUUUUAUUCAAUACAAAAUCUUUAAAAAAAAUCCAGAAAUGGUCAAAUUUUGUUUCAAAUAUAUGUUUUUAAAAAGAGAUUGGAUUUGGGAGAACAUUUUUUCAAGAGUAUUUAUGAUCCAAUGCUUUCUGUUUUUUUUUCUGUAUUGUAGAUACUGUCUGCCACCUCCCAGAGCCUGAGAGGUCGAGCCCUCAGCCACAGCACGCUGGGAAGCACGAUGAAGCACAGUGGGACUCUCCCUGGCAGCCAGCUUUAUGAAGAGUUGUCCUCAGAUAAAACCAUGACUAAGACCUGAUUGACACAGCUGACACCAAGAAAACAAACUUGUACACUGCCGUCCUCUAUUAAAGGACUUUAAGACACACUGAGGGAGGAUGGUCCUCCUGAACAUUUAGUUCCACAGCCUGAUUAGACAACUGUAAAGAGUGUUAUUGUUAUUGUUAAUAUAUUUGGAUGAUAGUAAAUAUUUGAUACAA
This is a messenger RNA of Xyrichtys novacula (pearly razorfish), 9038 nucleotides long. The record is from the annotation of a GenBank genome assembly. NCBI's taxonomy places the organism in Eukaryota, Metazoa, Chordata, Actinopteri, Labriformes, Labridae.